Ailuropoda melanoleuca (giant panda) is the source of this 1528-nucleotide messenger RNA. RefSeq names its product calcimembrin (gene CLMB). NCBI's taxonomy places the organism in Eukaryota, Metazoa, Chordata, Mammalia, Carnivora, Ursidae. Bases 459 to 1049 code for a protein of 196 amino acids. The record is from RefSeq and is a predicted model, not a curated record. The transcript is spliced from 5 exons.
CUUAAUCCCUUUGCAAGCCCCAAGGAGGCCAAAAGCUUCACCACCUAAUCUCCUCUCCCUGGAAGCCCUUCCCUUGCUUGUGGGGUGCAACUCAGUGGGCACUGAGCCGGAGUUUAGGUCACCUCUGAAGACUGGAGCUGGGAACUUCUCCUCAGUGGGCGUGGAAAGGGAGCAGUGCUAUUUAAUGUGUACCGAGCCCUUGCAGUGUUCCAGACCCUGCGGUUAAGAGCCAGUCCCUUUUCAUCCUCUGACCAAGUAGUGGUGUUAUCCCCAUUUUACAGAUGAGGACACGGAGGUUUGUGAAGGUCAUAGGGCGGGUAAGUGGCAAGGGCAGGCCUUGAACCCCUAGCCCUCACAGUGAAUUGCUCUUGAAUAUGGCAGGGGCCAGGCCAGGCCUCUGGGACCAGCAAGUGCAACACCUCCGCCCCAUUAAAAUCUUAUGAACAUAUAAUAUACACAUGGUAAUAUGUGCACAUCAAAAGUGUAUACCAGAUCCAGAAACAGAACUUCCCCCAGGAAUGUCCUCCUGCCCCUCCCAGCAGCAGUCGCCCUCUGGAGCCAGCAGUGGGUCCCAUGUCUCCCAGAGGCAGUGCCACAUCCAAAAAACUUCAGGAGGGAGGAGACAGGCGUGGAGAGAUUGCCCACGUCCCUGGCUGGAAGUGGCACCCGGUUCCAUCCUCACUUGGUGGGUGCACACACCCAGCCCAACUGUCACAUUCCUCAACUACACUUCUUCACCCCACGCCCUCUCCUUGGGCUUCAGGGAGGCCUUUGUGAAGCACCCGAGGUGCCACGCUGCUGCGGCCCGCAGAGGCGCUGCCAUGGGGCUUAAGCUGUCCUGCCUGAAAGGCUUUAAAAUGUGUGGCAGCAGCAGCGGCAGCCAUGACGAGGCCCCCGUCCUGAGCGACAAGCACCUGGACGUGCCCAACAUCAUCAUCACCCCCCCGACCCCCACGGGCAUGAUGCUGCCACGGGACUCCAGGCAGACAGUCUGGCUGGAUGAGACAGGGUCGUGCCCAGAGGAUGGAGAAAUGGACCCCGAAGCCUGAGGAGGAAGCGCAGGUCGGAGCUUGUCCUCCCCGGCUCCUCCAGCCACCCCCAACUCCACAGGUCCUGGGGCUGUGACUGCCUGGGACAGAGGCGCUGAGCACCCCCAAGGCUGGAUGGGAGAACGGAGGAUUCCGGUGCCUGACCAAUUGCAAUGCGGGGAGAAGAGGAAGGAAUCAGCCAGCCUGCCUGCUUCCAGAGCCAUGUUUCCGGACCCCGCCGUGCGGACCAGACUUCUCACACCCACAUGGUCCUGGUGACAGCUGCCAGGGUGGCAGGGACAGGCUUUCUUCUGGACAAACGUACCCUCCCUGAGCCCUGGGCCAUGCAGAUGGGUGCGCACGAGGUCAACACACAUGAGAACUUGCAGAGUGGCUCCGUAUUUUUACAAGUUGUUUUACAGACAUCAACACAGUCCAAAAAGUGAUUUAUAAUUCCUUUUUUGCAUUAUGAAUAAAGGUCAUCGGUUACGAGCAGUGAA